This is a messenger RNA of Ziziphus jujuba (common jujube), 2572 nucleotides long. RefSeq lists its product as uncharacterized. The transcript has 8 exons. NCBI's taxonomy places the organism in Eukaryota, Viridiplantae, Streptophyta, Magnoliopsida, Rosales, Rhamnaceae. Gene Ontology annotation, biological process: proteasome-mediated ubiquitin-dependent protein catabolic process. The coding region runs from base 138 to 2165 and encodes 675 amino acids. Gene Ontology annotation, molecular function: protein binding. Gene Ontology annotation, cellular component: GID complex. The record is from RefSeq and is a predicted model, not a curated record.
AAAAAAAUACAAAAAUAAAAACUUUUACAGUUUCUAUUUUCUCUCUCAAAUCCUAAUACGCUAUAGCUCCAACCGUGAAGGUCGCUUUGCUUUUGGGCUUUGGUAUUACAUGACAACCCCGAAGUGUCAGCGGGACGAUGCCCACGUCAGCUUCAGCUUCACCCUCAGCCACAGCCUCCGCAUCGGCCUCUUCGAUCGCCAUCGCCGCCGGCCGGAACCACUCCGACCUCCACGCGCGGCUCAUCUCAUCGGACGGUGAAGUCCAGCUCAAGGCUCUCAGGGAGCUCAAGAACCGGAUCAUCGGCAACCGUACCAAGAAGCUUUUGUAUAUUAAGCUCGGCUUAGUCCCGGCUGUAGCCGAUAUCGUUGCCUCCAAAGCCGAAACCAUAGCCGAUCAUGAAUCUAGCCUCCUCGUCCAGUCGGCUGCUGUGCUUGGUAGUUUCGCCUGCGGCUUCGAUGUUGGCGUUCGAGCCGUCCUUGACGCCGGCGUGUUUCCCUACCUCUUCAGGCUUCUUUCCCAUCCCGAUGAGAAGGUUGUGGAUGCUGGUGCACGUUCCUUAAGAAUGAUUUAUCAAUCAAAAUUGGCUCCUAAGUAUGAUUUCCUCCAAGACAAAAACAUGGAUUUUCUUGUUUCGCUAUUAAAUUGUGAAAAUGAAAAUGUUACUGGACUAGGUGCUAGCAUAAUCAUACAUUCAUGCAAGUCAGUUGCAGAGCAGAGGGCAUUGUGUCGGGCUGGAGUUUUAAAGAAGCUCAUUAGCCUUCUUGAUGGUUCUCUUAGUCAGAGAGAUGCUAGUUUAGAGUCUCUAGCCGCAAUUAUUAAGAACAAUGUUGAAGCUGUUUCAAAGUUUGUGGAAUCUGAAAGCACAAGAGCUUUAAGUUCUGUGAUUGAAUUAACAAAGGAUAGGUAUCCUCGAACAAGAUUAUUGGCCUGUAUAUGCUUGAUUGUUAUAAGGAACACUUCUCCUUGCUAUUUGCAAGAUAUAGGAAUCAAAACCAAGUUGGUGUAUCUUUUGCUUGAGCUUCAUGAUGAUCCUGGUCAAGUUGGAGAUGAAGCAUCCUUUGCUUUCUCUAGUUUAAUAGCAGAAAAGGAGGAUCUACAGAAGCUAGCAUUUGAGGCAAAUGCCAUUGAUAAACUUUACAACCACCUGCAAAAAGGUGUACUGCAUCCCAAACGUUUCCAAGGAAUAUUGUUGGCCUUGGCUGAUCUAUGCUCAAAGUUGGAGAACUGUAGGUCUAAGUUCCUUUCAUUGAAGGCGCUGAACUUGGUAACCAAUGCAUUAAAUCAUGAUAGUUCUGAUGUACGUGCUGCCGCUUGCAUUUGCUUAAGAAGUGUCUCUCGAUCAAUCAAGAAUUUGUGUGCAGGGCAUUUUAUGAAUGAAAUGAUUGUUUUUCCCUUAGUUCAGCUUUUAGAUGACCCCUGUACUUCAGUCCAGGUUGCUGCUCUCAGUGCUCUUGGGAACAUAGUCAUUGAUUUUACCACACAUAGGUCAGCAUUUGUACAAUGUGGAGGCAUGAAACAGCUUGUUCAGUUAACAAAGUCAAUGGAUUCAACUGUGAGGUCAAAUGCUUUACGAGCUUUGAGGAACUUAGUGUUCCUUGCAGAAAAAGUGUGUAAAGAAGGCAUUUUCUUGGAGCUCACAGCUUCCUCGUUAGCAAGCCUUGUUUCUGAUCCUGAGCCUUUUGUCCAAGAGCAAGCUCUUGGUCUCAUUCGCAAUCUUGUUGAUGGAUGUAUGAACUCUGUUGAGUUUAUUUUUUCUGAAGAUCGUAUUAUAUUGGAUGCUGUUGGAAGGCAAUUGCGGAAUGCUUCUAAAGCUGAAAUUGGGAAACAGGGAAUGUAUGUGCUCAACAAUGUUGCACGUGGGAAUGAACUUCACAAGGAAGCAGUAAUGCACCAGCUUAUUCCACAAACAGACAAUGGGAUGCAAUCUUUUAUGAUCAAGUUCUUGCAGAGCAAUGAUGGCCAGUUACGUACAGCUGCUGUCUGGACUGUAGUAAACCUCACUUUUCCAUCAAGUCCUGGUGCAUUUGAUCGGCUUGUGAGACUUAGCAACGCUGGCGUAGUUUCUCAAAUAGAGAGCAUGGCCAAUGAUCCUUGCCUAGAUGUAAAGCUUCGUGUAAGAACUGCAUUGGGGCAGUUCAGGACUUUUGGUAUUGGCUCAACAUGAUGAUUUCUCCUCUGCCCCUUGAACCCCUGGCAAAGAAAGAACUAGUGUUGCAGUUUGAUUUUUGAUCUUGACCUAUUUGUAUGAUAUUAUUCAGCCUUUCAUUGCGGCUUGCAUGUCCACGGUAAUGCUUCAAACAUAGUUUGUGUGACUUCCUUUUUGGCCAUAAGGGCUAUGACUAUCUUUCAUUAAUUAUCACUUCCAAAAUGGAAAUUUUUGUAUAUUUAUUGAAAUUAGAAAAGUCUGAAGUGAGUGGUUAGUUGCCUUUAUGGUAAGUGAUAACGUCGACAGUAGAUUAAGCUUAAGCUUUGGCUAUGACUCGAUGAUGGAUGGUGUAAUGUGGAAGCAAUUUCAACAACACUGCUAAUGAUAUUACUCGUAGCAGUUAAAAGUUUAUUAUUUUUCAACCA